This is a messenger RNA of Octodon degus (degu), 678 nucleotides long. RefSeq names its product claudin 25 (gene Cldn25). Gene Ontology annotation, biological process: cell adhesion; bicellular tight junction assembly. The transcript has a single exon. Gene Ontology annotation, cellular component: plasma membrane; bicellular tight junction. Lineage: Eukaryota; Metazoa; Chordata; Mammalia; Rodentia; Octodontidae. Bases 1 to 678 code for a protein of 225 amino acids. Gene Ontology annotation, molecular function: structural molecule activity. The record is from RefSeq and is a predicted model, not a curated record.
AUGGCCUGGAGUGUCCGCGGGAGACUACAGCUCGGGGGAUUGCUCCUUGCUCUCCUUGGUUUGAUCUGCUCCUGCAUCACCACCACCCUGCCCCAGUGGAAGACACGCAACAUGGAACUGAAUGAAAGGGAUACCUGGACCAUGGGGCUUUGGGGAUCCUGCGUGCAUCGUGAGGAAGUCGGCAGCGUGUGCAAAACCUUCGACUCCUUGUUGUCUCUGCCGCGGGAGAUCCAGGUAGCACGCAUGUUCAUGAUAGUGUCCCACGGCCUGGGACUGUUGGGGCUUCUGCUCUCUGGCUUUGGGUCUGAAUUUUGCCAGUUUCUCGGGACCACAGAUGUACUCAAGAAAUACCUUUGCCUCCUGGGAGGGACUUUGGAGGCACUGGCCUCAGCCACUACCCUCUUUCCAGUCUCCGGGGUGGCCCAUACCAUCGUCCAAGAUUUCUGGGAUGACAGAAUCCCUGAGGUUGUACCGCGGUGGGAGUUCGGAGAUGCCCUCUUCCUGGGCUGGUUUGCGGGUCUCCUCCUGGCUGUCAGUGGACUACUCCUCAUCUUUUCUGCCUGUAAAGGAAAAGAAAAUGGGCCUUCUCCCUGGUCAGCUGACUCCAGGGCCCCACCAUCCUAUGCUCUUCCAGGGGAGGAAUUCGAUGGCUCUUCCAUGUUAUGUGAAGACCUAUAA